GCUGAUGGUCGCUUCGGAACCGGUGAAGAACAAGUGUCCAAAAGUGCAUGCUGCAUGUGGCUGGAUGCUGAAACCACCUUACAAAGCAGUCAGAUAAUCGAAAUACUCGUGUAUUAUGACAGAACUAAAGAAAUAGGUGGAGCACAAUGCCUCUGAAGAUCAAGCUGCCCCUUGAUACCAGGAAGCAGACGUUAUCGUGCCAGAACUGCCCUUACACAACGAAAAACAAGACCCAAUUUGAGGAACAUGGAAGGGACUGUGACAGAGUUGUUGAAGAUAGAUUAAACAUGGAUGUGAGCAGAGGUGAAGGAUAUAAAGUGGAGGAUGACAGUGGAGUCGGAAUGGUUAACGGCGGUAAAGUAGAGAAUGGAUGCAAUGGUGCUGAUGAGUCUGAGUUAAGUAUCGAUGAAGGUAGCUCCAUCAAUGGCGAGGAAUCGAACGAACAUAAAGUUGUCGUCCGCCAUUAUACAUGUAAAUCAUGUGGCUUUCAGACGACUACCUCGAAAACUUUCUUGUUUCAUCAACGUCAUGAGCACCAGGCAGAUUUUGAUAUCUUUCCGUGUGAUAUUUGUGACUAUGCAUCGAAGUGGAAAUGUAAAGUGAUACGGCACCGUGAGAUGAUUCAUCGAAGCGCGCCUCAUAUGGCUAUGCAGGAUUAUGCAAAGUUGAAGUCACCACAUCGUGUGUUUGGAAAACCUGGUCCUAAAAUAGAUGGCAAGCCACGCAAGACUCCCCUGAGUAUGGUACCCAUUCCUGAUAUGAUUCCCAUUCCGAAGAUCAAAAACCUCAAGAAAGGAUUGGAUGGAAUUAUGCCUCUGACGCAGUUAAAUGGAUCUAGUCUAAUUGGGGAGAAAAAGAAAAAGAAGGGGGUUAAGAGGAAGCUAGAUCAGGAAGAAACCGCACCUGUUAAAAAACGUGUCACGGAUGGUCGAUCUCAACCGCGAAGUAACUUUCUGCAAUUUAUGGAACUUUGUAGUACAGAUGGUCAAGAACCGCGCUAUAAAUGUAAACUCUGUUUCUAUUCAAAUCUACGCAAGUGGCAGAUCCGUCAGCAUAUCAAGGCUCGUCACGUUAAUGCCAAGUCGUUUACUUGUAAUAUUGGUAAAUGUACAUUCUCGACCUACAAGAAAGCAGAAUUCUUUGCUCACAAGACAAAGCAUAAUCAGGUCACUUUCGAAUGCGAAGAAUGCGAAUAUGUUACAUUCUUAAAGCCAAAUCUUGACCGUCAUAAGCUCAAUCAUGGUAUGUUGGGGGUCCCAUACAAAUGUAGCUUGUGUAGUUAUGCAUCUGCAAAAGAAGCAGCCGUGAUGCGCCACAUCCAAGAACAUCAUCUCGCAAAAGAAAAACAAGUCGUUACUAUUGAUGGACAGCCAGUACAACGCUCAAAGCCCCGCUCAAAGAAGAAACAUAAGGCAGUCAAGCUCCCAGUUACGACAACGGACAUGGUAAACAAUGGUAAUACAUCACCAUCAGAUAUGAAGGAGACAACUCUGGAGACGUUUUACGCUCAACUUAGGGAUGCUGUGGAUGGAUCUAGUUCGGCGAGCAAGGGGUUGUACGUUACUGAUGGAUUUUAUGAUCAGCAUGAGAUGUCUCCAUCUGUUAUGUCAGAUUAUAAUGAUGUAGGCCGAGAGGAGGGUGCGCAGAAGGAAGACUCGAGUGAUGCUAUUGGCGACACUGCCUUCAUGUGCCCAGAGUGCGGCUUCGCAGCAAAUAGUGUGGCAAAACUAGACAAACAUAUGAUGACUCAUGGUUACAAUAUGGAGUUGAACGAAAUUGAACAGCCGGAGCAGAAACAAACACCUGAACCCCAGGUUUUUGAACAUAAGCCAGAAGAACCAAAUGUUCUGAGAUUCCUGGAGGAAGAUUUUGGGAGAUAUAAUGAAGAAAGCAUUGUCAGAAGGUCGGUAGCUGAAUAUUUUGAAACGAAUGGCACUGAUUCUGAAUUGAGUAACUUCAAAGCCUCCGAUAAUAGUUUCUCAGAGGACCAGGCGUCGGUCGAUUGUCCGUCUGCAGAGCAAAAUGCCUUAGUCAGCACUAAUGGGGAUAUAGUCUGCAGCAUCUGUGGUUACGUUGCAGUGACGAUGACGCGGCUAAAAGGUCACAUGGUAUCCCAUAGUAAUGACUUCAAGUACACAUGCGACUUGUGCCCUCGGAAAUACAAACGGUCAUCUGAUUUGAACUAUCACAUGAAAAAAGCUCAUAAUAUCCGUUUGCGGGAUUAUCUUCAGGGCUCGAAAGAGCAAGAUGAACCGUUAAACUUGUCGAUGCGCUCAAACACCAGCAAUGACAGCAGUAUUGAUACUGAUAUGCCCGAACCUAUGGAUUUCAUCGAGGACGGUCCGCUACCUGAAGAUAACGAUUUCAGGGAACAGCCAUUAGAUUUAUCGCAUCACACUGGUUUGGAUGAAGAGGAGCUUAUUGGUGCCGAUAUGCAAUGUCCGCAGUGCCCGUAUGUUGCGAAAUGGCCAAGUGACAUGCGACGCCACCAAUUGGUACAUACUGGUGAUCGUAGACAUAGGUGUCACCUGUGUCCCCGUUCCUACAAAUGGCAAGGUGAUCUGAAUGUUCAUAUGAAGAAAUGUCACGAUCGGGUUGAGAAGUCCGUAAGUCCCAUACCGCCUCCUCCUGCUCCUCUACUGAAAACAUUCCAUACUCAAAAUAAAGCACGGAAAGGUGUGGCAGGCGAGUAUCGGUGCCGAUAUUGCAACUACAUCGCUAAGUACACGUCGGAACUCAUGCGGCAUACCAGAAUUCAUACCCAUGAAAAACCUUAUAGCUGUUCAUUUUGCCAGUACGACACUGCUUGGAAGGGUGACCUGAAACGCCAUAUUGAGAAGCAUCACGCCGAUCGCUUACAGGACGAGAAAGCUAUUUACAACAUUCUACAAGAUAUUGAGCGCGAGGUGACAGAGACGUAUUGCUCUGAUUACCUUCCGCAAGAAUCGGAUGCAACCAGUGUCAUCAGCGAUGACAGUGAACCGCUUGCUUCUUCAACACCUCAAAAGGUGGCACUGUCAGCAGACAGAAGGGAAGAGGAUUUUGUCCCAGAAGCAUUCCAGCCGAAGUUGGAAGCAAGAAAUGAUGCUGCUGACCCAUGUCUUUGCAAAAUCUGUGGAUGGAGAGCUCCAAUGCCAUCGAAACUUCACAUGCAUCUUGUUGCACAUGACAAUAUCAAAGUCUACAAAUGUACAAUUUGUGGUUUCCGAACCAAUUGGGUUUGGGACACCAGGAAGCAUGUCCGCGCUAAGCAUGGCCUGUCGGACCCGGGGCCCUACUGUCUUAAAAUGAAUGAGGUGGAAGCCCGUGCUUCAAUUGCAGCUUACCUUGAAACAAGAGAACGUCCCGGACGAACCAUGAGCACAUUAAACAAUAAUAACAACAUUGAAAAGGAGUGGGUGCCGGCUAAACCCAUCUUAGGUGUCCCGAUCAAGUUGGAAAAGGAUAUUGGGAAUGCAGGGAUGAAAAGUACGUCGCCUCAUCAUGGUUACGCCCGCCCUUUCAAAUGCUCGGCAUGUCCACGACGCUCCAACUGGAAAUGGGAGCUGAAGAAGCAUAUCAAGCUUGUUCAUGAAGGACAGGCACAGAUUGUCAUUCUGAGCCGUGAGGAGGCGUUGGCGACACUCCCACCUGGCCUGACCCCUGGCAUGAAACUGAAUAUUGGCGAUAGUGUUAAAGUUCCAGAGAAACCGAAACCAACGAUUUUGAAGACACCAUCUGCUGCUUCAGUUUCAGCAUUAUUCCAUUCACCAUCUGGGAAGCCGCUGCCAAUUACAAUUCCACCGUCUACACCCUCACCAGCGAAGUCAUUCAUAUCUGUGGUAUCUACCCCAUCGCCAUCCGUUUCUGGCAAAGGUAGCAACCAAGUUGAUCAUGAUAAGUCUAAAAAAUUCAAAUGCUCUAGUUGUCCAUAUAGGUCGAAUUAUCGUAGCGAUGUUCAGAGACAUGUUUACAAUAAACAUCGCAAGGCGGGAGAAGUUAUCAUUCUUGAUAAGGAGACUGCACUGGCUACUUUACAAGACUAUCUUGAUACAUUCCCUGGGAAGAAAUUCAUGGGUCGGUCGAAAAGGUUGAAAUUAGAGAAGCAAAUGGAGGGGCUCAAUACGGGGAAUGGCACAAAAGAUUUGGACAAAUGGAAAUGCAAUAAGUGUGAUUUUCGCCAUUCUGAUCGUGAUGCAGUUAUAGAACAUCUCUCCCAACAUUCCAGUCCGAAAGCCGUGUUGUAUUGCUGUAAGAUUUGUCCGUAUUCCAACGAGAUGUGCAGCACCGUCCGCCGUCACAUUCGUAGCAUCCAUGAACUACCAGACGAAGGCAACUUUUUCCUGAAUGAAGUUGAAGAACAUCCUGCCAUGACCUUUGGGAAAGCGGAGCCCAAGAUUGAAAAGAUUACUGACAUGUACAAGUUUGAACCAGAUGAGAACAUUGAGCUGCCACCAGGUGAAGGAUUUGUUGAGAAACGAUUCCGUUGCAAACACUGCGGAGCUCGGUCGAACUGGAAAAAUGCAAUGUAUCGUCAUAUCCGUGAGGUCCAUAAUCUAACUUCAUAUAACCUGAUUGAAGAAUUGACUGAGGGGCCAGAUGGGUUGGUUUCAAUUCCGCACAUCCCACGUGGAGAAGCUGCUCCAAUGGUUUUUCCGUAUAAGUCACCUGAUUGUAAUGCUACCAGUACCAAGGAUGUAGAGAGUUUGGCUGGCCAACAAGAUAUGUUGUUGAAUAUGUCUUAUGGAGUUGGCAUGGCUAUGAAUGGGGAUCACAACUGGAAUGGUGACCAAAGCAAUGCUGGGGAGAGUUCAAGGUCAGAUGGAGGACAACAUGAAGGUCAGAAUGACUGGGACAAAGAACCAGCAGACUCAAAUUGUGGAAAGAAGGCAUCCAAGGGCAAGGGGAGUGGAUCCAAUGAAGGCCGUUCGGAAUCUAAUGCAGGACAGGGUGGUGCAUGCGGAGGGCCGAAUGAGCGAGGUAAAGGUGAUAGUGGGGCUGGUGGCGGCCAGGAUGGCGAUGGAAAGAAACCUGAUGGUGAUGGCAAAAAAAAAGGAAAGAAGAAGAAGAAGAAAAAGAAAUUAGAAAAGGAGAAGAAAGGCAAGGAAAAGAAAUCAAAGAAAGAAAAGAAGGAGUCCAAGCAGCUGACGUUAGAUGAUUUGACCUUUUCUAAGGUCAAGGACAAGAGUGGAGCCCUGGAUAAGAAAAUGGAGCAGGAGAAAUCUGACUUAGAAAAGGAAAUGCUGAAGACUCUAAAGCCAAAGAUUGCACUUGAGACGAAGGGCGAAAUAUACAAGGAGGGGAAGAUCUACAAAUGUAGCCUCUGUCCGUAUAAUACGGUGAAGUCACAAAAUGUACUGAUUCAUCAGCGAUUGCAUGUGAAGAGGCCUGGGCAUGAUGUCAAGUGUCCCCAUUGUCCAUAUUACGUUGCACUACCGAGGUUCUUGAAACAGCACUUGAAGUGUCAUACAGUGAGUAGUGGAAAAACUGAAACAGCACUGAAGGAGAUGAAGCCAUCAGACAAAGAAAUGGACGGUGAUAAAACAAGCCCCACUCCUAUGGAGGUUGAAAAUGGGGAAUCAGAAAAUAUUUUCCAUGUAGAAGUGAUCAAGCCAGGGUCGAGUAAAGACAAGGAGGAAGUUGUUCGUGUUGAGGUUGAGAAACCAACAAAACGAAGUAAGGCUGCCAAGGAAAGCUCUGUGGUUGCAGGAACUACGGAAAGAAUAGGACAAGAAUUGAAUCCAGAAGUGGAAAAACCAGCCAAAAGUAGGAAGUCAUGCGGCGAUGAUAAUACUUUUGUCUCGGACUUCAAUCGUAAGAUGUACGACUGCUCGAUGUGUCCCUAUUUUUCAAAAAGCAAGGCUGAUAUGCUCUACCACAAGCAGUUUCACCGCAAGCGGGCCCUCGUCAAGUAUAAAUGCCAACAUUGUGACUAUUGGGCAAUGCAUAAACGAGUCAUCUCGCAGCAUGAGAAGCUCCAUAAUCCAACAUGGCGUACUAACAGGCUCAAGACACUGAAACAACUCCUAGUGAAAGACUCCGAAAAGAAAGCUGCACCACCAGCAGUCGUGCCACCAUCUGUCCAAUCGUCACCUGCUAAGUCUGAAGUCUCGGAGCGAUCAUAUUAUGCCGACUAUGAUCCGGUCGAUAUUGCAAGUAUCAAGCAGGAGUUGAUCCUGUCCAAGAUCACUGCUGUCCCGGUGUCUACAUUACCUACAGAAGGGGAGGAGGAAGAAGUAUUGGCAAAAAAGUUGGAGGAUUCGCCGGAGGAGACUCAAGAAGACGAAGAACUUGUUCCCAAAACUGACGCCGAGGAAGCUGUUAUUGAUGUUGAGACUGUGGAUCCACCGGCACAAGAAACUAAAGCUCCAGAGGAACCAAACCCGGGUGUGAGCAGCAUUGAUCCGAAAAAGAAGAAGGUCAUCCCUGUGAAGAAACUGCAUCGAUGCCGCCAUUGUCCAUAUACGAACAUCCGAGGUACUAAUCUCCGCCAACAUGAAAAGAUGCAUGGGUUCCGUGAAGAUGAGCACCUGGUGAAGUGUCCAAAGUGCGACUACCAUGUUGGCAACAAGGGUCUGCUGACACAUCAUCUGAAAGUCCAUGCUGAUAACUACCAGCCAGAGUUCAUUGAGCCAGAUGUCGUUGAUGAGGAAAUAGGUGAUGUAGAUGAACAGCAAGAAGUCCUCCAGCCACCAUCUCUAGAAGCUCCAUUCGCACCCAAACAAGAUGGCGUCCCGUUUGUUGUCAAGUACGAUGAUAUGUUAGAGGAGCACGUGGUCCAGCCAACAAUAUUCAAGAAAUACAGCUGUGAAAAAUGUCCGUAUGGCACAUCGAAGCGGUCCCAGUACGAGAAACACUUCCUCCUGCAUGGAAGCAAACAGAAAUUCACUUGUGAAUUCUGUGACUACAGCGUCCCGCUCAACUCACUCUUGGUGCAGCACAAGAAACUUCAUCUGAUGCCAAAUCAGAAUUUACUAGGUGUGCAGUCCAUUUCGAAUUUACGUAAUUUACCAGAGUUACCAGCAGACGUCGCUGUUGCCAUGGUUGCCGAUGUGGAUGAGGUUCCCCAGGAUCCGAUUGCGCGAUAUUCUGGUACCCAUGAUCAUUUGGAGUUGUUUGAGAAUGGCAUGGAGUAUGAAGAACCGAAAAAACUUUAUAGGUGUGAUCGAUGUCCAUUUACAAAUGUGCGUCGUGACCACUUGCUAACACAUCUAAAAUGUCACAUGAUACGCAGCGAUCUCCAGUGUCCGUACUGUGACUAUAGCGUUACUAAGGAACACCUCUUGACUCAACACGUUAAAGUUCAUUUCGGCCCGUUAACCGUCGAGGAAGAGAUAAUAUUCAAUGGGGAGAAUCGAGCAAAAGUGAAUCAGGAAAAUGGCAUUGAUUUGUCCAAAAAUGGUAACUUAGGACUUUUGAAACCAGACGCUAAAACUAUUGAGAUGGUGACUGAAAAAGUCGAGGAGAAGGAGCCUGAGGUGCCAGAAAAGAUGCCUGUUCCUGUUCCACGUGAAGCAGAAGAGCGCCCCCAUUUGACUGAUCCAAGAGACGAUGAUACAACCGAUGAGUGGCGAUGUCAGUACUGUGAUAGGAAGUUCCCAGCAUCAAGUUCGCUCAUCAAACACGAGAUGCAGCAUUUGAUCGGCUGUCAUUUCUGAAGUUUUAUAGAGAUUGCCUGCCAUAACAAAGCCGUCGAAUCAGCGUAGGUUGAUGCAAACAUUCCAUUCAAACUGUUGCCCAGGAUUCAAGUUCUGUUCCAAGAAUUCUCAAGUUGUUGAAGAGAAAACCCCAAGAAAGCACAAUUUUGGGGGAGUCCUGGAGUGCUCGAAUAUUGAAAGAACUGUGAUGUCAUGAGACAUUAGUUCAAGAAAUUUGUGUCAUUUUGCUUUGGAAGCAUAUAUUAGACUCUUGAGUAAUCAGGGUUUUUUACUAGUCAGAUUGUAUCGAGCUCUUUAUAGCAAUUUUUAGAUAACGAUAUUGUGCUGAUGCAUUUUGUAGUGUUAAAGGUUGAUAAACAAGUGAUGGCAUUUCAACACGAAGGUGAUUCUGCUCAUUUCAUGAUGUGUAAAUGGAUGGAAUGAAAAAAGAGUUUACAACUCAAAAUUCAGUCUUGAUUGCUGGUUAGGCAUGAGGCUUGCUAGAGGAAGAUGUCUGAAAUAACCCAUUUUCCUUUUGUCAAUCGAUGUAAAACAUUAAUGCAUUUCAUAGUGACCAGUACAGAGUUCUUCUGGAAAUAUAAGUUGCAUUGCCCAAUGUGGAUUUUUAAAAACUGCAUGAUAAUUUGGGAUAUUUUCUUUGUCAUGUAUUUAUUUUAUCAAUAAUUGAAACAUCUUGUUGCUGUACAAGGCCACUGUUGCAAAAUUGGGGCAGAAGUCUCUAGCAUUCCUUCCAAAGUUUUUUGUUUGGACUCUUCUGCUUUUGGACUUAAGUUUUGGUCCAAGAAUUUAGAACGAAGUGUGCAUGGUAUUAUGUAGGUGCAAAUUUCAUCGAGGAAAUGGCUAAUUAGCAUUUUGUAUGAGUUGGAUCAGGGUUUGGAUGAUACAUUUAUUAGCAUGUGCAGUGGAAGGCUGCACCGAAUAUAAAUAGUUACGACCUUCUGUGGAGUGUGCGACUCCUCCUUUUAGUUUUGUUUUUGGAUAAAAGAGGGUGCCCAAAUAUCAUUCCAAAGUGUCGUGAAUCUUAGAAAGAUGAAUAUAGAUGAGAUUUGAUUGUGUGUAUUUUGUUGUAUGUUGUGCUAAGAUGAAUGACCAUCAUGAUUUCUUUUGAUUAUCACUUAUAAUGCUGUUGUGUGUAAAGAGUUUGCUCUUCUCAUCUAUCACCAGACUGGGACUGUCGUCAACGUUUGCUGAUCAGUAAACUGUGUGUUUGUAAACAGGGCAGCGUUUUCUAAUGCAUAAGUUGUCGUGACCAGGUGGACUUUGAUACGGUGCUUAAAGGUCAUUUUUAAAAAGCAGAUUUUUAUAAGAAAGUUCAUUAUUCUAGGUCAGGGUUCAAGAGUCGUUUCAAUGUACUGUGAGAUAGGAGAGACCCCUAUUUGUCAACUUUGUGUAACCUAAUCUGACCUACCAGACUCCUGCCUGACUCCCUUUCAAGUGGGAACAUUUUAUGCAGUUGGGGGAGGCCGCCGUACAAGAUAGGAAUAUGAUUAUGAGUUAACAUAGUGGCACCAACAAAAUUUGAUUGCUCUUUCUGUUUCACUGUACAGUCCGUAUUGAUGGUCCCCCAUCAAAAGUUCCCAUUUGAUGUUUCAAAAUUAGUGGCCAAUUUCUGUCAUAUUUUGCUGGGUUAGAAUAGAUACCAAUAGGAACACUUGAUAUUUUUAUUCAGUUCUGAAGUUGAACUUGAGAAACAUGACAAACAAUUUUCGAUCCUAUUUAGGAAAGUGGAUUAUUUCUGAUUUUUGUUGUAAUUCUGUCUACAAUAAUUCAGUGUUUCGAUGUUGAUAAUUUUCUGUUCUUAAUGUUUACAUUUGAUUACAAUCGCGUAGAUCUCAAGUUUUGUUUUGGCUGUAUAGCUUCAGUUGUAAAUAGUGGCAAUAUCUAGCAUUUAUUUUGUGAAAAUGGUCAAUUAUUAUGUAUAUUUUCUGAUUCCUUUGAUUAUUUGACAUUUGUGUGAAAGACAAGUCUAGGUUAGGGUCAUCUGUACUGAAAGAUGAAAUAUAAUAUUUCGUUCAACUGGGCCAUUUUCCUUUGAAAUAGAUUAUAGGUUGUGACUUAGAACAUUUCAUAGAUUAGAUUGUCCAGUAGAUGGGAUUGAAGUAAAAAAAACUUAGGUUUGAUAUUCGAAUGGUCAAACCUUGUACACAUUGCGCUGUCAACUAUGAAAUUUUUGCCUCUCUUAAAGUUGGUAAAUUUGCUCAUUUUCCAUUAUUGGUGGUAGACUAAAGAAUAUGUUUGCUGCUAAAAUUUAUUGUCAAAUACAUUACACUUUUCGUGCUUGUUAAGUCUGUAUCUGACAUUCCUGAAAAUAAAGCACCUACAGUGACCUUACCCUACAUUUGUAAAGUUGUAACUUACAUUAGCUUUUGGUUGUGUGUGCUUAGGAGCUGUCACAGUGAGACAGAUUGCAUUUUAUGGUAACUAGUAAACAAUUGAUUGGGAACUUCAGAAUAAUUCUGGACAUACAUUAAGCCAGUGCUGAUCAGAGCUUGCAUUACCGGUAAUUACACCUUGAACAAGGAAUCACAGUGACCACUGCACAGGCUAUUAGCUGUUGACUUAACAUCCCACUAUGAUUCUUAACAUUCCUUUCUAUCAAUUAAAGAUUUAUGUGUGACAAUUGGUUUAUUUUGACAAAAAAUCAAAUUGACUUAUGAAACAGUUUGUUUUCAGUGUUUUCUAUUGAAAUCUGUAAUAUGAUUACUUCAGUCAGUAAAAUGUUCAGUAAAGAAUUUCCUUGGAGUUUCCAAUCAUUUUGUGCAUUUAGCAUGUAUUUAUAUUUGUAGCCAAUGGUGCGCAAUCUAUGCAUUUUAUUGAUGAAAUAAGAGUCUUGUUGACUGAUAGCCGAAGUAAGCUAUCAAAAUACUGAUCCUUAUAAAUUUUGGUUAUUCAGAUGAAAAAGAUUAUGAGGCCAGAUGUACAAUGUGCAGUUGUUAUGCAUACAAAUUUGCUGAAACUUGGGGUAUAGUAUUUGUAUAUCUGUCUACACUAUGGCAGUGCUGAAAUUUAUAUUCAUUGCGCAAUUGGGAAGUUUCUAAUUCAAUUCCAAAUUUCACACAUGGUGUAGGCCUUCAAUGCUGUGUCAACAAACGUGCAAGUAUUUGUAGUUUUGAUAUUAAUUUUAGGGGGGGGGAAUCAGGUUCUGACAGUUCACCAGCUGUAAUGCUAGCUCUUAAUGUUGUUGCUACUGCCAUCUAUGUUUUGUAGUUGAUAACAUAUGUUACACUUUUUGUUUGCUAUUGGGUGCACUUUUGAUAAAUAAAUGAACCAACAACUUUUGAAUGGAAAGUUUCAAAUUUAUGUAUACAUUGAGAGGGGUAUACAGACUUGAAGAGAUAACAUUUUACUUUGACUAUUUCUUUGAGAGAAAAUAGAUGAAGAUUUUGCUCAAAUAAGUAGGCCUUGGUGACAACCAAGAGAAUCAAGUCAAUGUCAAGAUCACCUUGGGUCAUGGUCAGCUGGACCCUGAUGUCAGGGUCAACUCUGAUCAAGGCAGCUUGAACUGGUGUCACGAUCAAUGUCAGCUUUGGUCUAUUCAGCUUGGCAACGGCUUGACAUGAUGUCAAGGUCAUCUUUGGUCAAGGAUGGCUUGACCUGAUGUCAGGGUCAGCUUUUGACGGCAUCAACCUUGUUUCGGACAGUUGUGGCAUAGAAAUGCACCCUCUUGCUCAUGAACUUUCAUUACAACAUUCCGCAAAAAUACAUUCUUUCAAAUUGAAAAGGGGCAUAUUCCAUUUGUAUACAGACAGGUGUUCCGAAGCUAAACAUUUUCAAAUUCAUUGUGAUUUUUGCAUUCCAAGUAUUCAAAUAAGAUUUGAAUUGUACAUUUUACAAAGCUGCUCUUAGUUCCUGGUAGCGUGAUUAAAUUUGCAUGCAAUGGUUAAAAAGUGAUAAUUUUCUUUUUUUAAACUCCUUGACUAUCCUUGUCAUCUAACAUUAAUUGUUUUCCUCUAAAUGGAGAAAUGAGAUAAUGUGAUUCAUAAGUCCCUUCAGUUACGAAAUUUUCCAAAGCGUUAUUUUUUCUAUGCAAAAAUGUCAUGUGAUUGUUUUGAAAUAACUGACCGGACCAUGCAGUGGAAUCUGCUGCACCAAAAAUGAUGUUUUUGGUACGAAACUUGUUGACCCAGUAUUCCAAAUAUUUGUUAUCAUGGUUACAGAGGCAAAUUAUUUUUGAAUCCAUCCAGAUUGCAGACAGUUUUGUCAAGGUUCUUGUUACAAAAGAAGCUGUUAGGAGGUGUUAGGUAUUGGUAAAAUAAUUGUCCAGUGUUGUAAUACUAAAAUCGCUGAUGCCUCUGAAGAGAAAUAUUUUUCAUCGAAUCCAAUUCCCAAAUGGUAUGAGAUUUUUUUAGCCAAAAGAACAAGUUUAGCUUCACAUGGGUUAAAGGUUAACUGAUUUCAUUGAGAUUAUGGAGCGUAACAUUAACAAGUCAUUGAUAGUGUUCAAAUGGGCAGAAAAAAAGAUACCAUCUUUGGUGUGUAAAAAUUAAUGAUGAUGGUUCACCUAUUCAGAAAUGGGGCGAAUCAAAACAACUUCAACUAGUAUCUCAUGUCAGAGGCUUUCAAUUAAAUUGUGUGCAUUUUCCCUUCUGCAUUUGUUGCCUAAUGCUUCACAUACAUUACUAUUUCUUAUUGCCAUUAUGGGGGGCAUGUGUGGGAACCCACCCCACCUCCUCAAGUCACAACGCAUUUAUCAUUUUACGCAAUAUUCCAGGCUCGCACGUGCAGAUAUCUGUUGCAUAUUAUUGUUGUCAGAUUGUAUCUGAAAAAUCCAGGGAAUGAUAAAGACAUGUCCUUUUAGGCCACAAAAUUCACAAAAUCGUAUAAUCUAUUUUAAAAUACUCUUAAGGAGUUCAAUCUUGUCCCCGAGACCAAAACAGGACUUAUGCAGCUCCUGUUAUUUGAUAUUCUUCUGUCCUUGGGGAGAGGCUGACAAUAUUCAUUAAAGAUCCUUCUUUAUGUGUGACGAAGAUACUGUUAAAUCUGUCAGGAACUGUCGUGAAUUUUAAGAAGCACCUUUUUCUUUGUAUUAUAAACACAUGCUGAGUUUUGCUGUAGAAAAAUGCAACGGCUCCUCACCAGUUUUACAGCAUUGAAAUUUGAGAUACUGUAAAGCUGUCAGGAGCUGCUGUGACCUUCAAGUGGCACAUUUGUUUGUAUAAAAUGGAAAAUGAAGUUGUUGAUACGAAAGUGCUCUGCACUGUUUUAUAGAAAAUUGCAACAGCUCCUGAACGACUUUACAGCAUUGAGGUUUUUAGACUGCAAGACCAGAAGGGUGUGCAAGUCCGUUUUGGUCCAUUUUAUAAACAUUCACAGUGCAUAUUGUACAUGUAUAAUGGAGUCAAUCUUGUAGGCUUUACAUAGGUCAUUGUGUAUUUAUGAUGCUAUGACACAAGA
Messenger RNA from Lineus longissimus, 13031 nucleotides. RefSeq lists its product as uncharacterized. The transcript is spliced from 5 exons. The record is from RefSeq and is a predicted model, not a curated record. NCBI's taxonomy places the organism in Eukaryota, Metazoa, Nemertea, Pilidiophora, Heteronemertea, Lineidae. Bases 147 to 7637 code for a protein of 2496 amino acids. Gene Ontology annotation, cellular component: nucleus. Gene Ontology annotation, biological process: positive regulation of transcription by RNA polymerase II.